AUGUGGACUCAACCUAAUUUUCCCCUCUCAAGUUUCCGCAGCUCUCGUGCAUCCAAUCGCCCCCACUCAAGCCAGACCCCCCGUGCCUCCUUAGGGCAGACAGGCGCUUCUGCGAGCGCUUACCCCGUUUCGGGGGGGAGCACCUCUUCCCGAGGGAGCCGGGAAACCGGAACGACGGCUGGCAGUUCGCGGGUUCGCCCUUACUCGCUCCAGGAACUCAGGCAGGCUACCAAUGACUUUGAUUCUGCCCACAAGCUGGGCGCCGGUGGUUUCGGGACAGUGUACCGGGGCGUUCUGCCUAGCGGGAAAGAGAUUGCGGUGAAGCGGUCGGGGCAAGGGCAAAAGGACUACAGACAGUUCCGCAAUGAGGUGGAGCUCCUGAGCCGCCUUCACCACCGGCACUUGGUUGGACUCCUCGGUUUUUGCGACGACGACGAUGAACAGAUGCUGGUCUACGAAUUUAUGGCCAACGGGGCAAUUACCGAACACUUCAAAGCGGAAAGGGCGACCCUCUCCUGGCAGUCCCGCCUUAUGGUCGCCCUCGGCUCCGCGCGGGGGCUCGACUAUCUGCACAAUUGGGCGGACCCUCCGAUCGUGCACCGGGACGUAAAGAGCGACAACAUUCUGCUGGAUGCGGACUUUAGCGCCAAGGUGGCCGACUUUGGGCUCUCGCGCCUGACGCCAACGGCUCAGACGAUGACUAUGUCCGGCGUGAAGGGGACUUUUGGUUAUAUCGACCCUAACUAUGCGGCCGGUCAGCCCCUAACCAAGAAGAGCGACGUGUAUUCUUUCGGCGUGGUGCUUCUGCAACUGGUGUCGGGAAGACUGGCGGUCGAUCUCACUCGGCCGCAAGCAGAGUGGAGCCUCGUGGAAUGGGCCCGCCCGUUCCUACACGAGAAGCGGUACACCCCUCUCGUCGACCCGCGCAUGGGAGACUAUAACGUCGAAGAUUUGGCGACGCUCUGUGCGCUCAUCGGACGCAUGCUCUCCCGGCAAGCGUCCGCGCGUCCGCCCAUGUCGGAAGUCGUUCGUGCGAUUGAACGGCUGGUGGCGUCCGAUGCCGAGCAAUCGACGGCUUUCGAGCCAGCGUACAACGAGGAGGAACCGGCGCCGUUGGAUCUGAGCCACUUUUCGUACAACUCCUCCGCACAGGGGUCGGAAGGAACUAGAUCAAGCGGGAGCUCGGGGUAUGCCACGUCAGCGGGGUUCCCUACGUCAGCACGGACGAUGAGGGACGUCACGAGGUCGAGCAUGGGGAGCGCCAAUCCGCGAUCAAGGGGUGGGGAUCUAAGGUCCUCAAGGGCAUCCGAUGGUCGCAGUUCAGGCACGCGGCAGGAGGGGAGUGGAGAGUUUUUGACUCAGCCGCCAAAUGUGAUGUUCACACGGUUGCAAGAGAGCAGGUUAUACGAGGGAAGAUAAGAUUGUGCCUACUAGAUUCUAGCCCCAGAAGUCCACGAAAGCGGACUGUGACCUAGAUUUAUUGUCAUGUGUUGAUUGCUAGUAGCGCAACCGUUUGCAUUGAAGACAAGGUCGCCUUUUCACUAGUUGCAACCGUAAUCAAGCUUACAAGGCACGUUAUGGUGUUAGGUGUUUAAGCCUAGGAGGAUAUCAUACGCGUGACAAUGAUACGAAGUGCCCACCGCACCCUCAAUAAGUAUAGUGGAUUGUGUACCGACUGUAUCCUGGAAAAUCCAAUUACAGUAGAGACGUUAAGUAUCGUGACCUAGAUGGUGGGAGCUCAGUGGUUGUCAGACCCGUGAAGAUGACCGUCAGCUUCUGCUACAAAACCAGACACUAGAGUACUUGAGAAUGACGGUAGUCAAGUACGACGGUAGUGAAGCAACAACAAUUAAGUUAAGUGCAUGUAUUUUGGGCUUCAAGAAAUUUGGAACCCGCACAACUGGCAUGCUAACUAAAUGAUGGCAGCAAUGUACCAUCAUAGUCAAGGUCC
Messenger RNA from Klebsormidium nitens, 1951 nucleotides. NCBI's taxonomy places the organism in Eukaryota, Viridiplantae, Streptophyta, Klebsormidiophyceae, Klebsormidiales, Klebsormidiaceae. The record is from the annotation of a GenBank genome assembly.